AAAACGUCAUGAGCGAUGUCUCCUUAGAUUGUAGAUUGUCAUCGAAAUCGGUAGAGGCUGCCCCAGAGAUUUGAGCCGUUGUAAGGCGUAUCAAAUCAGCCCGAGUUUUGUCUGACAAAAACAGUCUUGAAACCUGCUUCAGCUCACGAGAGGUUAGCCUGCUAAAUAUCUCAGACAUCAACCGUUUUUAGUUCAUACCGGAGAUGGUGCUGCUAUAAAGAAACGUUAACGUUGCUAAUAAUUUCCCGAAAGUACAAUAAAACUAUUAUAGCAGAACAACUCCGAGCUGAAAAGUUUGAGGGGGUUACUGAGUUUUUUCCUUGUCUAGGGUUGCAUGUACUCUUGUCUCGCUCGUGCACAAGUGGAUAAUUGUAAUUGCACCGAAAUGAAAUUCCCUUCUGGAAAAGGAAUCUGUUCCACGACUUCUGAAGUGAGAUGCAUUCAGGAGAUGCAACGCAGAUAUGAUGACGAUGAUGGACUUGGUUGCUCUGCAAAAUGCCCUCAACCUUGCUCUCAGGUAACCUACAGGAUGUCAUCUUCCAGUUCUGCUUGGUCACGUGGAUACGAGAGACUAUUACGAUCAAUCAUGCUUAAAGAUAACGAUUCUGACAUUCAUGAGAUGGGAAAAAACGAGGAUGCAUUCAGGGAAAAUUUUCUGCGAAUAAAGAUUUAUUUUGAGGAGCUAAACAUGGAGAAAAUAACCUACUCAGAAUAUUACGAACUUGAGAAUCUCAUGAGCGACAUUGGCGGACAACUGGGUCUUUGGAUCGGCGUAUCAGCCAUUACAGUGGCAGAAGUGUUCAAACUUCUCCUGGAUAUUAUCAAAGUGCUGUUCCGAAAAACUUGUGUCACGGAUGUCAGAAAAGUUGAAGACAUAAACAUGGCAUAGUUUAAAAAUUCAGAAACAUGUUGUAGCCGGUCCUGAGCGAAAGACGUCAAUAACGAUAUACUUAAUGCCAUAAUUAAUGCCCAGUGCUUCUCAUAAUCUAUCACUUAAGAUGAAUGAACCGCGAAAGAAUGCAGGCUCAACGAAAACAAAUGUGAACUUGGGAGACUUGUGACGCGAACAAAGUAACUCAGAUGUCAUCUUAAAGCUUGUAUUAGUUCAUUUCAAGUGCCAAUUGAUAACUUUGGUAGUUGUAAGAACCAUAGUUAAAGGUUUGAGCUAGUUAAACUAGAUGUAAACUCGAUUUUUUUUUAAUGGGUUCGCCAGUCUCGUUUUUUAGAAAACUGUAAAGGCAUGAAUGAUAAUCACGGUUAUGUACAUAACUUAUUAAGCGGUUGUGAAAUGAAA
This is a messenger RNA of Orbicella faveolata, 1294 nucleotides long. Its product is annotated as acid-sensing ion channel 2-like. Lineage: Eukaryota; Metazoa; Cnidaria; Anthozoa; Scleractinia; Merulinidae. Gene Ontology annotation, biological process: sodium ion transmembrane transport. Gene Ontology annotation, molecular function: ligand-gated sodium channel activity. Gene Ontology annotation, cellular component: plasma membrane. The record is from RefSeq and is a predicted model, not a curated record.